Molecule: messenger RNA, 1076 nt
Organism: Mucor mucedo
Lineage: Eukaryota; Fungi; Mucoromycota; Mucoromycetes; Mucorales; Mucoraceae
Product: NADP-dependent oxidoreductase domain-containing protein
Exons: 3
Coding region: 18-1028 (336 amino acids)
Biological process (GO): dehydro-D-arabinono-1,4-lactone biosynthetic process
Cellular component (GO): cytosol
Molecular function (GO): D-arabinose 1-dehydrogenase [NAD(P)+] activity
Source: RefSeq, a predicted model, not a curated record
CAUAUACACAUAUAAAAAUGUCCAAGCCUGUUUCCCAAGAAAAAUUCGUGCCCUCUGAAAUCUCUUUUGGUGGUGGAGCACUUUCUGGUUUCUAUGACAGUUUUGAAUUCAGUGACAUUGUCGAUGCUUUUACCGAAGCUCUCGAUUCAGGCAUCAACUCUUUUGAUACUUCACCUUAUUACGGUAACAGCGAAAUUCUUAUGGGUGAUGCUUUCAAGCAAAUUCGUGAGAAAUAUCCCAGAGAAAACUACUAUAUCGCUACUAAGAUGGGCCGUUACGGUAAGACCGUCCAUGAAAUGGAUUACAGUGCCAAGAAGACCUAUGAAAGUGUUGCCGAGAGUCUAAAGAGAUUACACACUGAUUAUCUCGACGUUGUUUAUGCUCAUGAUGUUGAGUUCGUAAAGUUUGAAGAGGUUGUUGGUAAAGGACAAGCCUUGGAAGCAUUAUUUGAUUUAAAGGCCCAAGGAAAGAUCAAGUAUGUUGGUUGCUCAGCCUAUCCACUUGAAGUUUUGUUAAAGGUCGCUGAACAUCAAUUUGCCAAGGGACAACCUCUUGAUAUUAUUCUUUCUUAUGCUCAUUACACACUUCAAAACACAUCUCUCGCAGAUUAUGCUCCCAAGUUUAGAGCUGCUGGUGUCAAGUACAUCAUGAGUGCUUCUCCCCUUUGUAUGGCUCUUUUACGUGAUGAAGCUACCCCCGAUUGGCAUCCUGCUCAUAGUGGUAUUCGUGAGGCUGCUGACAAAGCUGUAUCAGUUACAUCUAAAAACAACCUUAGCAUGGCUAACAUGGCCAACCGCUUCUCAUUCCAAGGUAAAGACACCUUUGGUUUAGACUCCACCGUUCUUGGUCUUGCUAGAAAGUCUGAAGUUCAAGAUGCUGUCCGCACCUUGAAGGAUGUGAAAGAACGUGAAAACUCUGAGCUCGAAAAUAAGGUGUUUGAAGAAAUCCACAAGAUCUUCGAACCUGUCAAGAACUUUUCAUGGCAAAGUCCUACCGAGGUAGAGUUAGCUUUACCUAAAACCUUGUAAAAAAAAGAAUUUGUUUUUAUUUAAAUAAAGCUAAAUCAAGCACCAUAA